AUGUCUACCGCAGAUACUGAUCCUGAUCCUGAUCCACUAGAGAUCAAACAAUUGGCCCUUAGUUAUGACUACUUAAUAUACAAAAUUAAUGAUCAUAUCGCAAACUUGGCCGAUGACACAUAUGAGACAAUCCGUCACAAACAGUCCCUCAUUGAAAUAAACUAUUUUGAGGACCAAUUGGACUUGCCAGGUCAAUUGCAGGAAGUGGACCGAUUGCUUGAGCAAUGUAACCAAUUGGAAUUGGACUUCCUUAAGCUCGACCAAUUACGUAUGUUUAUCGGAGAUUUCAAGAAUCGGAUAGAUGCAUUGGAACGAGGGUUUGAUGAGCUCGAAUGA
This is a messenger RNA of Scheffersomyces amazonensis, 336 nucleotides long. RefSeq lists its product as uncharacterized. Lineage: Eukaryota; Fungi; Ascomycota; Pichiomycetes; Serinales; Debaryomycetaceae. The record is from RefSeq and is a predicted model, not a curated record. Gene Ontology annotation, biological process: endosome organization. The transcript has a single exon. Gene Ontology annotation, cellular component: BLOC-1 complex. The coding region runs from base 1 to 336 and encodes 111 amino acids.